Molecule: messenger RNA, 1938 nt
Organism: Acanthaster planci (crown-of-thorns starfish)
Lineage: Eukaryota; Metazoa; Echinodermata; Asteroidea; Valvatida; Acanthasteridae
Product: tubulin epsilon and delta complex protein 1-like
Source: RefSeq, a predicted model, not a curated record
UAGUUACGAUUCAAGAGUACCCGUACAUGAAUCGCAUGGAUAGCUAGCUGUAGGCCUACAUACACAGUACAGAGAUGCGAUGUAGGCCUAGAUGCGAUAACAGGUGUCGAAAACUUGAUUGGGUGAAAGCCAUGACAUCGUCAUCGAGGUCUGUAUUUGGCCGGCCAAAGGAUGCCAUCGGGUCACUAUGCCAACUCAUGAACCUCAGUGGCAUCACUGGGCUCAACCCAGAAAUCUUCAGGCAAGCUAAGUUCAAUAAGCCUGAGGCGGUGGCUCCCUUGUGGUCCCUUCUUUCCUCCUUGAUAAGUUAUUCAAACUGCAAAUGCAUAGGGUCCGGUGCAUGCACAUCGCAUCAGGCCACUUCGAGCGAUGUCGUCUCCUCAACAAAGCAUGCCAUGUGGUCUGAGGGCUAUCGCUGCCACCGAUUUCACCGCCUCCCCAAUGACAUGAGCCACGGCAGCCGGGAACUGCUCCUGGCCUUGGGCUGGCUCUUGGCCAAGACAGAUGUACUGAGGGACCUGGCGAUAGAAGACAGCACGCACAUGGUGGACACCGGGCAUUUGCACGCAGAAGAGGUCUUGCAGUUGAGGAAACAGAGGGAGGAGGAAAUGAAGAAAAUCAGGGGUUCUGUAGAUGAUGCAAGAGGCACAAGUUGCAGUGGGAACUACUUGGCCUGGUUAGUUGGCCAGUACAGAAUGAAAAUCCGGAGACUCUAUCUGCAGCAACAGGAGCUUUGCAAUCUAACUCACCAGAUUCAUGCUGCAACACAAGGAAUAAGCGCAACCACAGACACCCCACAUCUGUCUCCAUUAGAAGUCUUCAUUCUCAGGCAUGCUGAGUAUUCCAAGAAGUACCAAGAGAUCCUAGAAACCCAGCAGGCCAGACUUCGCAUCAGCUUGAAGUGGCAAAACCAGGAAGCUACAUUCUGGCGGUGGAUGGAGAGCGUCUUAGAUGCAAGGAUGCAAGAUUCCCUGGAUGAGGCAGAAAUGCCUAGUGAAUGCCACACUCCUUGUUCAGCACACAGUGUCAGUGAUCUAGCAGAUCUUGUCAUGAAGUUAGAUGGAUACACCCAGCGUCUUGAACGGCUUGCAGGAGACUCUGACUACAAUGAAGAGGAAGAUGAAACGUGGCUGAGAACAGUUGAGGAAAUCAGGGCCAAACUUGUUCCCAUCUCCGCAUCUCCUACUUGUCAUCUAUCGAUACUCGAUUAUCAGAUGCCAAGGUUUCAUCUCAUCAAAAAACAGUCCAAGACGUCGGGAGCACAGACUGCCCGCGUUAAACCCUCCAGUGCAGUUCACAUUCAGGAUGAGAUUGCGAGACUGUCAGAGGUUGUUGACGGACUCAAAGAGGAGUUGGCAUCACUAAGGAGCAGCCACCAUGCCAGAUUAGAUGAGUUAGCAUCAGUGCUCCCGGAUUCUAUCUGCAUACCCCCAAUGGGCCCUGCAAGGCAAUGAUGCAAAUGGAGGAUAGACAGACUUGGAGAAGAAGAUUCAUGUUAUGAUUAACCUUUUGUGCCCAUGUGUAGUUCCUAACUACCUCUGUUUAUCUACCCACGGAGCAUUAACUGCUCUCCCACCAGUCACAUAAUCAAUUCAGGGAAAUUUACAAAGUCUUUCUUUGUAGUGCAUGCCUGCAGCCACACACAGCAAGACAAAUUUAUCAUUUUUGACACUCGAAUUUACAUGACCCAGACAGUACAAUUCCUGCAGUGCCCACUGCUGUACUGUAUUCAAACUAGGUUAUUGAGGUGGUGCGUUCCAGUCCUGCCCGAUCAAGUGCGUGAUUUAUUUUUCCUCAAACUCUCAUAAAGCAUGGAGCAUACAGUGCUUAGUGAGUAAUACUGGCAAUGGUAAUGGUUUAAUUCUUCUUGUAAACAAGGUUUCAUGCUUGCCUGUUGAAUGUGGAGAACAAAGAUUAAAACAUGGCCUAGUGUGUAAA